Molecule: messenger RNA, 910 nt
Organism: Paramisgurnus dabryanus
Lineage: Eukaryota; Metazoa; Chordata; Actinopteri; Cypriniformes; Cobitidae
Gene: ponzr5
Product: plac8 onzin related protein 5
Source: RefSeq, a predicted model, not a curated record
GGAAGUUAACAGCACACCUUCAUGUGUCUUAGUGUUACUUAACUCUCAACACUCAAUCUCCAUCAUUUUGGCUUUCACGGUGACUGAACACAAGUCUGUGUCCUCUCUAGUCUCUCACUCAGACACAAUGACCUUUCAACAGCCAAAGCCUUUUGUCAUGACACACACUUCUAACCAGUGGAGUUCUGGAAUCUGUGACUGCUGUGAUGAUGUACCAGAGUGUUGCUUUUCAUUUUGGUGCUUUCCUUGUUUUGCCUGCUCGACGGCUCGUAAGCACGGCGAGUGUUUGUGUCUCCCUCUGCUCGAUGGAUUCGGAUGCAUCCCUCCAAUAACGUUGGCCAUGCGGGUAUCAGUGCGCAGUCGCUAUGGAAUCCAGGGUACCAUCUGUAAUGACUGCCUUUAUUCUGUCUUCUGUGGUGUCUGUGCCUGGUGUCAGAUGUCGCGAGAAAUGAACGUCCGUGGACAAACAGUCACACUUGUUAGAAGUCAACCAAGAUGAAGACAGCUUGGACCCACUGAUUUAUUUAGAUCUGCACAUCUGUAUUUGUUGAAAGGGAACAAUAAAGUGUAUGUAGUUUUUUUUUUUAAUCUGCAAUGAGGGAUAUACUGAAAAUGUAUUCAUUAUUCAUCAUUCAUUCAACGUUACCUAAUUUCCAUGACAUGUUUAACGUUCACAUGCUUACACUAGGAGAACAAAGAUUAUUCAAUGAUGCAAUAGCCAUUCCAGGCAAAUAUUAUUUGAUCUAGCUCAUCCUGUGAAAUUUUCAAGACCAACUGUUAGAGAAGUGUGUGUAGAUGGGCAGAUCGAGUGUCAACCUCAAUGUUUUUGUGUAACAAAAAAGGAAUUUCAAGAUAGUCUUAGUUCUGCUCCUGAUUUAUUCUGAUUAAAUCCACAUGCAAUUUGUUUCAA